Messenger RNA from Contarinia nasturtii (swede midge), 1400 nucleotides. RefSeq lists its product as uncharacterized. The record is from RefSeq and is a predicted model, not a curated record. The coding region runs from base 72 to 1349 and encodes 425 amino acids. NCBI's taxonomy places the organism in Eukaryota, Metazoa, Arthropoda, Insecta, Diptera, Cecidomyiidae. The transcript is spliced from 7 exons.
GCGCACGCACACACACCACAUACACUACGAAUGAAUUAGAUAAAUAAAUUGAAACGCAUAACCUGUUUCGAAUGAAAGAGAAAAACGUCAAAAUACUCUCAAUGAAUCACAACAAACGACCGAAAAAGAUGUGUCAUCGAACUGGCUGGAUAAUAUUGAGAAAAUCAUUGAAUUUUUUGUCACAAUUCAUAAUAUUUCUGUGUUUAUCGAAUAUAAUGGUUCACGCAUUGUUAAAUGAGUUAAAUGAGCAUUAUGAUCUAGACGAUACAUUGGUUUCACCACAACAAAAUCAAACACAUCGAAAGGGUCGAUAUUUUCCAUUUUAUACGCUCGGACGAUUUGUGAAUACACCAUGCGUCGGUUCAAAUCAAUUGAUGGGCACAUGUGUUUUAAUGGGCGAAUGUAAAGAUGCCGGCGGUGUUGCAACGGGAGGUUGCAAUUCAAUAACACGUCAGGCAAUUUGCUGUGUUUAUCAACAGACAUGCGGUGGAAGUACAUCAACUAACAAUACAUAUUUUGUAUCGCCAAACUAUCCGGGACUUUGGAGCGGUGGAUCAUCGUGUUCGUUAACGGUGAACCCUUGUAGCAAUACAGUGUGUCAGCUUCGCGUUGAGUUUCAAGAUUUAUCAUUGGCCGGACCAAGUGGAGAUGGAAUUUGUAAUACUGAUGUGAUUCAAAUAACCGGUGGAUCUUCCAGUGUUCCGAACAUAUGUGGUGAAAAUUCCGGUUCCCAUGUGGUUGUUGAUUUUGAUGGCACAAAUCCCAUACAAAUCACUAUAGCGGCGACGUCAAGUUUUACGUUCGGGCGACAUUGGUUCAUUCGAGCAACGCAAAUAAAUUGUGAUUCAGCAAUGCGAGCUCCAUCAGGAUGUUUGCAAUACCACUAUGCAUCGUCGGGAAUAGUACGAAGUUUUAAUUAUAGUCCGUCACCAAAUUCCCUGCCAAACACCAUUGGUGUGGAAGGAUCGCGACAGAUUGCCAAUUUAGCGUAUGGAAUUUGCAUACAAGCCGUAUCAUCUUGUUCGAUUACCUAUAGCAUCUUAUCGUCAGAUGUGUAUUCGUUCACAAUGACCGGUGACGUGGGCGCCGUGGAUCCAUCUCUUCUCGGUACUGGAACACUUCAAGAACAACUUUGUACAACCGAUUAUCUGAUAAUACCAAACCCAAGCCAAGGCGGAACCACACUCACCAGCGGAAGUGAUAGAUUUUGUGGCUUGGGAUUAACUGCAACAACGAGUAAUGUUCUUCCGUAUGUAUUGUAUGUGAUUACCGAUGCAAAUGAAAAUUUGGAUAUUGGAAAUCGUGGAUUUGCACUCAAUUACGCACAAAACGAAUGUCCAGUUAUAUAAACGAAUGUGACAUAACUUAUAUAGACGGACAUCCAAAGAAUUUUGUUAUUC